AUGAAGGCGACGGGGUCGCGGGAGGAGCUGAUCGGGUGCAGCGACGACGCGGCGCGGGCGCAGUCGCACGAGUCGCUGCGCGCGCCGCAGGACACGCCCCUCACCGCCACCGAGAAGAAGCUGCUGCGCGAGUACCCGCGGCGCAGCGAGGAGCUGGACAUCAACUGCGUGGACCCCCUCAACCGCUCGGCGCUCAUCGCCGCCAUCGAGAACGAGAACAUCGACCUCAUCCGCCUGCUGCUCGAGGAGGGCAUCCGCGAUGCGCUGCUGCACGCCAUCAAGGAGGAGUACGUGGAGGCGGUGGAAAUCCUGCUGGAGUGGGAGGAGCGCAAGCACAUGCCGGGGCAGCCGUACAUCCUGCUGGACCGCGGCGCCUCGCUGCCCGUGCCGCACGACGUCAGGUGCGGGUGCGACGAGUGCGUGGCGUCGAGCGACGCGGACUCGCUGCGCCACUCGCAGGCGCGCAUCAACGCGUACCGCGCGCUCACGGCGCCGUCGCUCAUCGCGCUGUCGUCGCGCGACCCUCUGCUCACGGCCUUCGAGCUGUCGCGCGAGCUGCGCCGCCUCUCGCACAUGGAGAACGAGUUCCACGACCAGUACGUCGAGAUGAGCGCGCGCUGCCAGGACUUCGCGACGUCGCUGCUCGACCACGUGCGCACGUCGCUGGAGCUGGAGGUGCUGCUCAACCACUGCCCCGACGGAGACCCCUGGCAGCCCGGCGAGCGGCAGACGCUCGAGCGACUCAAACUCGCCAUCAAGUACAAGCAGAAGAAGUUCGUGGCGCACCACAACGUGCAACAGCUGCUGGCGGCCAUCUGGUACGAGGGGCUGCCGGGCUUCCGCCGCAAGGGCAUGGCCAAGCAGCUGUUCGAGGUGGCCAAGCUGGGCUCCAUGUUCCCCGUGUACAGCGCCAUCUACAUGUUCGCGCCCAACUCCCGGAUGGGCCAGUUCAUGAAGAAGCCCUUCGUCAAGUUCAUCAUCCAUUCCUCCUCCUACGCAUUCUUCCUCACGCUGCUGGCGGCGGCGUCGCAGCGCGUGGAGGUGCUGCUGCUGGAGUGGAUGGGCACGCGCUGGAUGCGCCGCCUGCUGGAGGAGUGGCACCGCAAGGAGCGCGGCUCCCUCCCCGGCCCCGUCGAGUUCUGCGUCAUGGGAUACAUCCUCAGUCUCAUGUGGUGCGAGAUCCGCGCCCUGUGGAAAGACGGGCUGCUCGAGUACAUCACGGACCUGUGGAACAUCGUCGACUUCAUCACCAACUGCUUCUACAUGAUCUGGAUCUGCCUAAGACUCACUUCGUGGUAUAUUGUUCAGCGCGAGGCGGCGAGCGGGCUGAACCCGUGGUACCCGCGCGAGCGCUGGCACCCGUUCGACCCGAUGCUGCUGUCGGAGGGCGCCUUCGCGGCCGGCAUGAUCUUCAGCUUCCUCAAGCUGGUCCACAUCUUCAGCGUGAACCCCCACUUAGGCCCUCUCCAAAUCUCUCUGGGCCGCAUGAUCAUCGACAUCCUUAAGUUCUUCUUCAUCUAUUCUCUCGUACUGUUCGCCUUUGGAUGCGGAAUGAACCAACUGCUUUGGUACUACGCCGAUCUGGAGAGGAGCAAGUGCUACCAUCUGCCCACUGGCCUGCCGGACUACGACCACGAGGACAAGGCGUGCUCCAUCUGGCGGCGUUUCUCCAACCUGUUCGAGACGUCGCAGUCCCUGUUCUGGGCGAGCUUCGGGCUGGUGGACCUGGCCAACUUCGAGCUCACGGGCAUCAAGAGCUUCACGCGCUUUUGGGCUCUGCUCAUGUUCGGCUCCUACUCCGUCAUCAACAUCAUCGUCCUGCUCAACAUGCUCAUCGCCAUGAUGUCCAACUCCUACCAGAUCAUUUCGGAGCGAGCGGACACCGAGUGGAAGUUCGCGCGCACGCACCUGUGGAUGAGCUACUUCGAGGAGGGCGACACGGUGCCGCCGCCCUUCAACAUCAUCCCGACGUCCAAGGGCGACGCGGAGCGCGGCCAGGCGCAGGAGCGCCACGACACGGUGAUGCACCUGCUGGUGCGGCGCUACGUGACGGCGGAGCAGCGCAAGCGGGACGAGUUCGGCAUCAGCGAGGACGACGUCAUGGAGAUCCGCCAGGACAUCUCCUCCCUGCGCUACGAGAUCAUCGACAUCCUGCGCACCAACGGCAUGCGCACGCCCAACAUCGACCCGCAGGACACGCAAGUUGGGUAUGUUGGAAAGAAUAAAUUGCACCGUUUCAUGCAUACUCCCCCAUACAUCUUGACUCCACGCAGGAGCAAGUACUUCGCAAUUGCAGCAUCAAAUCUUAUUUUUAAAUAA
Messenger RNA from Gryllus bimaculatus (two-spotted cricket), 2319 nucleotides. The record is from the annotation of a GenBank genome assembly. NCBI's taxonomy places the organism in Eukaryota, Metazoa, Arthropoda, Insecta, Orthoptera, Gryllidae.